Molecule: messenger RNA, 405 nt
Organism: Octopus sinensis (East Asian common octopus)
Lineage: Eukaryota; Metazoa; Mollusca; Cephalopoda; Octopoda; Octopodidae
Product: glyoxylate/hydroxypyruvate reductase A-like
Exons: 3
Coding region: 43-405 (120 amino acids)
Molecular function (GO): NAD binding
Source: RefSeq, a predicted model, not a curated record
GAAAUACAGCUUACUCGAUUUUGUGGAGAUUUGGGAAACGUAAUGGCCGAGUAUGUCAUAUCUCAACUCAUCUCAUAUGAGAGGAGGUUUCGGUAUGCGAAUUUGCUCCAAGAAAAAAAAAUUUGGAGUCUUACUGAGUUUCUUACGUAUAGAUCAUUAAAUAAGAAAACAAUUGGUAUUUUAGGUUUGGGAAUUAUUGGAAAACAAGGUUUACUCUCAAGUUAUUAUUAUUUACGUCAUAUUUAUAGAAACAAUUGGAUUGAUGGGGCUAUUCUUGAUGUAUUUCAAAAAGAACCACUCUCAAAAGACAGUGAAUUGUGGUCAAUGCCAAAUGUUAUAAUUACACCUCACGUAGCUGCUGUUGCUGACAAAAAUGAAGUAUUGUAUUUUGAAUUAAUUUUUUAA